AUGAUUGUUAACCCACAACUCACCAUGAAGUUUACACAACUAGAAGAAGCAAUGCAAACACCACAUAAUCCACACCCCAAGAUUCAAAGGGUAACACAUUAUCUCAGAGAUCGAAAACAUUUUACCAUGCAUUACUCGCCCAAGUUAGUGUCCAUUGGUCCCAUCCAUCAUGGAGAAAAGAAUCUUAAUCUCGGAGAACAAUACAAGCUUAUGUGGGCAUCAAUGUACCUCAAACGCAACGAACAAAAUCCACAAACUCUAUACCAAAAAAUUGCAGAAAAAAUUGAGCAACUGAAGGAUCUUUUUGCUAAGGAUGUUAUCGAAGGGUUCCAUGAUAAUGAAAAGCUAUCGUGGAUGCUAUUUGUGGAUGGAUGUUCUCUGCUACAAAUAUUGGAUGAAGGGAACCUUGAUAAUUCAAAAAAAAUGAAUGUCAAGCUUGAUCAACUUGCUCUUGUGCGGCAAGAUGUGCUCUUGUUGGAGAACCAGCUUCCUUAUCAAGUGCUGAAACUUUUAUCAGUCCGUGAGAAUGAUGCAAAUCUGUUGAAAAUCAUGAAUAAGUUUCUUCAGUGUCAUCAUUUAUCGCCUGUUAGACCCCAUCAAAGUGCUGAAAAAUGGGACGUGGAUAAGGAUCAAGACAGUGAAGAAGAGUACACAAGCAUUACUCUAACCGAAGAAGAGACUCAGCAACCCCACAAGGAGUCACCCAUUCAUCUUCUUGAUCAGCUUCGCAGAGCUAUCCUUCAUGAUCCUCCUGCUAAGGAAGCCAAAAACCAGGAUCGCAAGCAGAAAGGUAUGAGAAACAAUAAAGGCAACAACAAGAAUGAAGACAACGGCAUGAUAACAUACAGAAACAUAAAGGAGCUGAGAGCAGCAGGGAUUAGACUAAACAGCAGCAAAUCACGAAGGCUAAGAGACAUCAAAUUCUCUUGUGGAUGGUUAUGUGCUGAAUUGAAGCUUCCAGUGAUCAUCGUCGACGACACAACAGCUCCUACGUUUCUCAAUUUGAUAGCAUAUGAAAUGUGUCCAGAUUUUGAGAACAACUAUGAAAUAUGCUCCUUUGUGGCAUUCAUGGACUCACUUAUAGACCACCCUGAUGAUGUGAAGGAGCUUAGAUCAGCAGGGAUUUUGCUCAAUGCUCUUGGGAGCGAUGAAGAAGUGUCAAAGCUUUUCAAUACCAUAGGCACUGACUUGGUCCCUGACAUGGAUAAGUACGCUCAUAUUAGACCUCAAAUUGAGAAACACUAUAGGAACAAAUGCAAGACAUGGAUAGCUCUUGGUUAUCAUACUUAUUUCAGUAACCCUUGGGCAUUCAUUGCCUUCCUUGCUGCUGUUUUUGCUCUUCUUCUCACUUUCAUCCAAACUUUGUUUGCCAUUAACCCCGCUAGCUAA
Messenger RNA from Gastrolobium bilobum, 1389 nucleotides. RefSeq names its product UPF0481 protein At3g47200-like. NCBI's taxonomy places the organism in Eukaryota, Viridiplantae, Streptophyta, Magnoliopsida, Fabales, Fabaceae. The coding region runs from base 1 to 1389 and encodes 462 amino acids. The transcript is spliced from 2 exons. The record is from RefSeq and is a predicted model, not a curated record.